Mercenaria mercenaria is the source of this 669-nucleotide messenger RNA. RefSeq lists its product as uncharacterized. The transcript has a single exon. Bases 1 to 669 code for a protein of 222 amino acids. The record is from RefSeq and is a predicted model, not a curated record. NCBI's taxonomy places the organism in Eukaryota, Metazoa, Mollusca, Bivalvia, Venerida, Veneridae.
AUGGGGAGGUCAUUCCGUUAUGCUGCAGUGGGGGAGGGGAAUGGGGAGGUCAUUCCGUUAUACUGCAGUGGGGGAGGGGAAUGGGGAGGUCAUUCAGUUAUGCUGCAGUGGGGGAGGGAAAUGGAGAGGUCAUUCAGUUAUGCUGCAGUGGGGAAGGGAAUGGGGUCAUUCAGUUAUGCUGCAGUGGGGAAUGGAGGGGAAUGGGGAGGUCAUUCAAUUAUGCUGCGGUGGGGAAGGGAGGGGAAUGGGGAGGUCAUUCAGUUAUGCUGCAGUGGGGAAGGGAGGGGAAUGGGGAGGUCAUUCAGUUAUGCUGCAGUGGGGAAGGGAGGGGAAUGGGGAGGUCAUUCAGUUACGCUGCAGUGGGGAAGUGGGGGAAUGGGGAGGCCAUUCAGUUAUGUUGCAGUGGGGAAGGGAGGGGAAUGGGGAGGUCAUUCAGUUAUGCUGCAGUGGGGAAUGGGAAGGUCAUUCAGUUAUGCUGCAGUGGGGAAGGGAGGGAAAUGGGGAGGUCAUUCAGUUAUGCUGCAAUGGGGAAGGGAAGGGAAUGGAGAGGUCAUUCAGUUAUGCUGCAGUGGGGGAGGGGAAUGGAGAGGUCAUUUAGUUAUGCUGCAGUGGGAAAGGGGAAUGGGGAGUUCAUUCAGUUAUGUUGCAGUGGGGAAGGAAGGGGAAUAG